This is a messenger RNA of Manihot esculenta (cassava), 1806 nucleotides long. Its product is annotated as la-related protein 6C. Lineage: Eukaryota; Viridiplantae; Streptophyta; Magnoliopsida; Malpighiales; Euphorbiaceae. Gene Ontology annotation, molecular function: mRNA binding. The record is from RefSeq and is a predicted model, not a curated record. The transcript is spliced from 10 exons. Gene Ontology annotation, cellular component: nucleus. Bases 170 to 1495 code for a protein of 441 amino acids. Gene Ontology annotation, biological process: RNA processing.
GAUACAGUUACUAAACUUCAGGGAGAGAGAGACCCACAGUUUUCUCAUGAUACAAACACACACUUCUACCCAUCAAUCACACGGUGGCUGAGGCGAGAGCGAUAUAGGUAUACUGAGAAAAAUUUUUCUCAAUCGGAAAAACCCAAAAAAAAAUAUUAAAAAAAAAAUCAUGGCUCAAGCACAGCCCCAUCGCAAGAUUGAAGAAGAAGAAGAAGAAGAAAUCUCCCAUCAUCACAUGGAUUUGAAAGAAAUUAUCAAAUCCAAACCAUCUCAGAGUAUUAGUUGUAGCAGUAGUAGUACCAGUUCUCCUUGUUCUUUCAAAUUCAAUGUUCAGGCACGUGAAUUCGUCCCUAGAUCGCAUUCUCCGUCCACCGCCGCUCAGACUCAGAUGCCUAUUUCUGGUUAUUUUUAUCCUUGCUUUCAUUAUCUUGGUGCUACUGCUGGAUCUGAUUGGUUUUUUCUUGGGGAACAAGACCCUCAUGCCUAUUUGAUCUCUAAUCCAAAUCUUGCUUUGCCCAAUUCCUCCAAUAAGACUACUCUCCUUACUGAUGAUCUUCGCCAAAAGAUCCUCAAACAGGUGGAGUACCAGUUCAGUGAUCUGAGCCUUCUUGCAAAUGAAUCCAUGUCAAAAAACAUAAGCAAAGAUCCUGAAGGUUAUGUACCGAUAUCUGUGAUUGCUUCCACAAAGAAAAUGAAGUCCCUUGUUAAUAAUAACCAAUUGCUUGCCCAAGCACUUCAGUCCUCUGCAAAACUUGUUGUCAGCGAAGAUGGCAAGAGAGUUAAACGUAAAAUCCCUUUUACUGAGAAAGACAGAGAAGAAUUGCAGUCUCGUACUGUUGUGGUGGAGAAUUUGCCUGAAGAUCACUCUCAUCAAAACCUUGAGAAAAUUUUUAGCGUGGUUGGAAGUGUAAGAACCAUCAGAAUAUGUCAUCCUCAAGAGUCUAAUUCUUCUCGUAGUAAAAGUGAUUUUUUCAUGAGCAACAAGCUACAUGCACUUGUGGAGUUUGAGAAUCUAGAUACAGCAGAGAAAGCGGUUGAGAAGUUGAAUGAUGAAAGGAAUUGGAGGAAAGGCCUCCGAGUCAGGGUGCUGCUCAGAUGCUCACCAAAAUCUGUCCUCAAGAGCAGAAAGUCUGACUUUGACGUCCUGUUGGAUGAAGAAGACUUUCCAGCUCCAGAAUCAAAUGAAGGUUCUCCUCCGAUUCAUCAGAUUCACAAUGCAGAAUGUAUCGCUGAGAGUAUUAAUGUGGAAGAAAAUUCAGGGCCAUUGAAGAAGGGAUGGGCAAGAGGUCGUGGCAAGGGCAAAGGACGUGGUCAAAGCCAUGGUGGUCGAGGCCUGCUUGCCCCGUUUCCACUGUCUGUUAGCUCUCCCCAAUGUGAAGCAUCUGCUAAACAGGCCUCCAAGGGUCCAAGAAUGCCUAAUGGGACAAGGGGUUUCACCAUGGGCCGUGGGAGGCCACUAGGAAGUCCAGCUCUGGCCUGUUCAAUGCUAGAAUAAAUGGGUAUUUUCUUUUGAUCAAUUAGUUACCAAGUGGCUUAGUUACUAUUAAGCUGCUCUACAUUUUUAUAGAGUUGGAGAAGCAAGAUUCAGUUAUGAAGCCAAUGUAUGGGCUGUUUUAGAGAUUGUGGAGGUUUCUUCUUAAUAAUCUGAGGUGUAUAGUAUGGUGUGUCUUGUGACAUCCGCUGUAAGCAUUGCAAUAUUAUCAUUGCAUGACAUUUUUGAAUGGUAUGUUGAUUCCGUGUUAUUGUAUUGACACUUUGAAUAAUGAGUUUGAGGGAUAAUUUCUCUCUAUUUUUGAUGUUAAUGAU